This is a messenger RNA of Trachemys scripta elegans, 3030 nucleotides long. RefSeq names its product deleted in malignant brain tumors 1 protein-like. Gene Ontology annotation, cellular component: cell surface. Lineage: Eukaryota; Metazoa; Chordata; Testudines; Emydidae. The transcript has 9 exons. The record is from RefSeq and is a predicted model, not a curated record. The coding region runs from base 1 to 1719 and encodes 572 amino acids.
AUGGACUCCUUGACCACCCAGGUGAGAACUUCGUACUUUGUUUUAGCUCCAAGGGCCUUCGACCACCCUCGGAGGAAGCACUACAUCAACGACAGUUCUGAGGAGGAGGAGGGAGUGGCCGAGGGGAACCCUUUGGCCCAGCUGUUGAUGAAUACACCAGAACCCUACCCUGAAACCCAACUGCUCGUGAGGCAGCCCGACGAGCAUGACACCCCCCUAGAGGAGGAAGGCGACCAUGGAACACCAGGAUACACUCCAUCAUGGCCCUGGUACACAACAACUCGAACACCGGGAUACACUCCAUCAUGGCCCUGGUACACAACCACUGCAAAAUAUGCUUGUGGUGGUGUCCUUCAAUAUUCAUCUGGGACAUUUCAAAGCCCGUUCUAUCCUGGGAAUUAUCCAAACAAUGCAGAUUGUGUGUGGGAAAUAGAAGCAGUGAGCAAUUACCGUAUAACACUUUCAUUUAGAGAUAUCUCAACAGAAGGUGGUAGAUGCCAGCAUGAUUAUAUUGAGAUAUAUGAUGGGCCACUCUAUACCUCUCCUUUACUGGGGAAAAUUUGUUAUGGUUCCUAUCUCACAUAUACAUCGUCCUCAAACUUGAUGACAGUUCGAUUUCACAGUGACUCGAGUAUAACAAACAGAGGGUUUCGUGCUGACUAUUACAUCAUUCCAGCAGAUCAGAAUACUGUUCUUCUGUGCUUGCCAGAAUACAUGCAUGCUGUUGUUAAGAGAGCCUAUCUCCUCUCACAAGGCUACACUGCAGAGAAUGUCAGAUUGAAUGACCCUUAUUGUAAACCAAAGAUUACAACAAACGAUAUUAUAUUCAACAUCCCAUAUAAUGGCUGUGGCACAAGACGAGAGGGAAACAGCAAUACUAUCAUGUAUUCCAACUUGAUCAAAGCAACCUCUUCUGGUUACAUAAUCAAAAGGGAAAAAGAUCUUCACUUGCAUGUCAACUGCAAAAUGCUCCAAAACACAUGGAAAGAAAUCAUGUAUGUUGCUCAGGAUGUGGCUGAGGAUGUUACUGAGGUCAAUGAAACGCAGUACAGCAGAUAUGACGUGAACAUUUCAUUCUACGAAUCACCAUCCUUCUCACGGCCAGUGUAUGACUCUCCAUACUACGUGAGAUUGAACCAGAAUUUAUUCCUUCAAGCUUCAAUUCACAGCUCUGACCCAAAUCUGGCGUUGUUUUUGGACACAUGUGUGGCAUCACCUAAUCCCAGUAGUGUUACAUCCACGACCUAUGAUAUUAUCAGGAAUGGAUGUGCUCGAGAUCCUACCUACGGUACAUACUAUUCACCCUACAGCUCCACCAUACGCUUCAAAUUUAAUGCCUUCAAGUUUGUUAACCAAUAUUCAUCAGUUUACCUGCAGUUUAAAAUGGUGGUGUGCCGGGUAUAUGAUUAUUCUUCCCGAUGCUACCAGGGCUGCAUACCCAGGUCCAAGCGAGAUACAAGCUCUUACCAAGAAAAAGUGGAUGUUGUUGUUGGGCCAAUUGAGCUUUGGAAAGAAGGCACUGAGAACAGGAAUGCUGAGCUGGACUAUUCUGAACAUCAGGAAAAUGUGGAUUCCCGUGGUUCACUUACCACUACUGCUGAUCAUUCCCAGGCUCCAUUUAUUGUUACGGCUGUGGUGCUUGCAGCUGUUAUUUUCACUCUUGUUGGCUUUCUUUUGAAAAGUAAACUGAAGAGACCGAUUCCAUACGAGAUAAUGUGAGACGCUAAAGACACCAGCAUCUGGCAGACAAUGAUAUCUCAGGGCAUUUACAUAAUUAUUCUGUUUCUAGCCUUUGCACUCAAUAACUUUUAUGUGACCAUUUGCGCUUCAAAGAGAAAGUAUGGCAAACACUGUAAUGAGGCUACACUCUGAGUUCUGGUAAAUUCAGACUAGAGAUGGGCCUGAGCUUAAAACCACACAUCCAAAUAACAUGGAAAGCUAGGAAAAGUUUGAAUCCAGAUCCCAAUUCUGUAACCAGCUGCCAUUUCCAGUAAUGGACUGAACCCAAGCCCAGUAUUUGACCUACCAGCUCCCUCCUCUCAAUCUAGAGCCAGACUUUGCACCUCAGGAUCUCUAAUUAGAUCUCUAAUCUAGAUAGUAUUUUUGAUCUAUCUAGUUUUGAUGGUAUUCUGCAGUGAGAUUCAACAGAGAAACUCUUGUAAUAUAAUGAAUGUGUAUGCAGGAAGAAUGGUCCAGAGGUUAGAGCACUAACCUGGGGUGUUAGUUACUGUUUCACCAUAAACAACUUGUGUGAUCCCGGGUCAGUCACUUAAUCUCUCUGGGCCUUAGUUCCCCAUCUGUAAAAUGGGGAUAACAGCACUUCCCUAUCACACAGGGGUGUUGUAAGGAUAGCUACAAAUAAUAUCGUGACGUGCUCAGAUAUUACCAUGAAGGGAGAUAUAGAAGUACCUAAGAUCGAUAGUACUUUGAUUUGACAACUUUAUUCAUAAAAAGGGCAAUCUGAUUUUGGUUUUUAUGUUUUAUGCAUACAUAGUAUAUCUUUUAUGCAUACCUGGCACAUUUCAGUCACUGCUGAUCAUCAAGAUAUUUGGGUGUUAGUGCAAUUUUUCUCCUUCAUAAUCCUCCUUUCACUUCCUUUCAAAACCAAUGUAUCUAACACUCAAAUAUUCUGACAUGGAAAUUGUGGUGAAGAGAUGGGGGGUAAAAUCUACAUGUGGCAACACCAAAUGAUCCAAGGUGGUUAUAUAGAAGAAAGUAUUUUUAUUUAGUAAUCAGCCAUGCCUGGAAAAGAAAUACAGAAAACAUACAUCCAAUUACAUAUGGAAUUGCUAAAACACCCUGUUUCAGAUUAUCUUGAAUGUUGCUCUUUAAGGUUUAAUUUCUCUUUGAGACAAAUGUAAUAGAUUGUGCUAAUUUGUAAAAUGGGAUGAUUUCCAGUCUAAAUGAAUUUCAUAUGUAAACUUAGCAAUUUACAAUCAGAAAUGGAAGUGUUUACAAAGCAAUAUUUCUACUGGUGUGCUUGCAAAUAAAAUGUUUAUGCAUCUGAGUUCUGAACUAAUGCUUUGUGAU